AUGGGAGAGAGGAAGGUUUUGAACAAAUAUUACCCACCGGAUUUUGAUCCCUCCAAGCUUCCCAGAGCAAGAAGGCCCAAGAACCAGCAGAUCAAGGUUCGCAUGAUGCUUCCUAUGAGCAUUCGAUGUAAUACUUGCGGCAAUUACAUCUACAAAGGCACAAAAUUCAAUUCUAGAAAGGAAGAUGUUAUUGGCGAGACAUAUCUGGGAAUUCAAAUAUUCAGGUUCUACUUUAAAUGCACAAAGUGUUCAGCUGAAGUUACCAUGAAGACUGAUCCACAGAAUUCGGAUUACAUUGUUGAAUCUGGUGCAACCAGAAAUUUUGAGCCUUGGCGUGCAGAAGAUGAAGAAGCAGACAAAAUGAAGCAGAAGAGGGAUGCUGAAGAGAUGGGAGAUGCGAUGAAAUCGUUGGAAAAUAGAACCCUGGAUUCUAAAAGGGAGAUGGACAUCCUAGCUGCGUUGGAUGAGAUGAAGUCAAUGAAGUCUAGGCAUGCAACUGUUUCUGUUGAUGAAAUGCUCGAGGCUCUGCAGCGCACAGCAGCUGAUAAG
Sphenostylis stenocarpa is the source of this 549-nucleotide messenger RNA. NCBI's taxonomy places the organism in Eukaryota, Viridiplantae, Streptophyta, Magnoliopsida, Fabales, Fabaceae. The record is from the annotation of a GenBank genome assembly.